AUGAGCUGGCAUGAACUCGACAGUAACAGCUGUAUCGUGCCCAGUGGCGAUUUUGUUGAACAGAAGGACAUUACAGAAAUCAAUUUAGAGGAAGGCUUGGACCUCUUUGAGGGAGACAUCCUCCUGACGGAUUCCAGAAAUGGCCUGAGGGACCCAACCACCAGGUGGAAAUUCCCCAUUCCUUACAUUCUGGCGGAUAAUUUGGUGGAUGACUCGGUCGGUCAACACCUGUGCUGGUCCGCCGUGGGUGACCAACACGUGGGACAGAAUCUUUCCAUUGGCCAGAACUGUGACUAUAAGGCCAUCAUCCAGCAUGAGAUCCUGCACGCUCUGGGAUUUUACCACGAGCAGUCAAGGACUGACCGGGAUGACUAUGUGAACAUCUGGUGGGAUGAGAUUAUUCCAGGUUACCAGCACAACUUCAACACCUACCCUGACAGCUACAUCACUGACCUCAACACGCCCUAUGACUACGAGUCUCUGAUGCACUAUGAACCGUUCUCAUUUAACAAAAACGCAAGCGCCCCGACCAUCACAGCCAAAAUCCCCGAGUUUAACACCAUCAUUGGACAGCGCCUGGAUUUCAGUGCCAUUGAUUUAGAAAGACUGAACCGGAUGUACAAUUGCACCACGACCCGUACCCUUUUGGACUACUGUGCUUUUGAGAAGGCAAACAUCUGCGGCAUGAUCCAAGGCACCCGAGACGAUGCCGACUGGACUCAUGAGGACAGUGCUCCGCCGGGACAAGCGGACCACACGUUGGGAGGCCGCUGCACAGGCGCUGGAUACUUCAUGCACUUCAACACCAGCUCGGGGACAGCCGAAGAGGCAGCCCUCCUGGAGUCUCGGACUCUUUACCCAAAGAGGAAGCAGCAGUGCUUGCAGUUUUUCUACAAGAUGACUGGCAGCCCCUCAGAUAGGCUCGUCGUCUGGGUCAGGAGGGAUGACAGCACGGGCAACGUUCGCAAGCUGGUCAAGAUACAGAGCUUCCAAGGUGAUCUUGAUCAAAAUUGGAAAAUUGCUCAUGUGACGCUCAGAGAGGAAAAGAAAUUUCGAUACCUUUUCCAGGGCACACAAGGUGACCCCCAGAACUCGAAUGGGGGGAUUUACCUCGAUGACAUCACUCUGUCAGAGACACCAUGCCCCUCAGGAGUUUGGACAGUACGGGGCUUCUCCAAGAUUCUGGAAAGGACGGUGAAAGGGGACCGGCUCCUGAGCCCUCGCUUCUACAAUUCGGAGGGCUAUGGGUUUGGGUUGACUUUAUACCCUCAUGGCAGGGUAAACACACUGGCUUCUGGGUACACAGGGCUUGCCUUUCACCUGUGUAGUGGCGAGAAUGAUGCUAUCCUAGAAUGGCCAGCUUUGAACAGACAGGCGAUAAUGACCAUCCUGGACCAGGAGCCCGAUGCUAGGAAUAGGAUGUCCUCCAGCAUGGUGUUCACGACCUCCGAGUCCCAUACAUCUACAGCAAUGAAUAACUCUGUCAUCUGGGACCGGCCAUCCAAGGUGGGAAGCUAUGAAGCAAACUGUAGUUGUUUCAGAAGCCUGGACUGGGGCUGGGGUAGUUUAAUCUCCCACGAAAUGCUCAAACGGAGGGGCUUCCUGAAAAAUGAUGACCUCAUCUUGCUCGUGGACUUUGAAGAUAUCACCCACCUUCAGAAGACUGAAGUUCCCAUUAAAAGCACAAGGCUGAACUCCCGAGGCCUGGUUCUCCACGGCCAGGACCAGCAGCCCCCAGAGACAGAUGCAGAGAAGGCCAUGCUAGAGGAAGCCCCACUCGGCAGCCUGGAUCGGGGGCAGCCUAGGCGACGGACGCGGUCAGUGGAGAACACGGGGCCCAUGGAUCACCUCGACUGGUCACAGCACUUUAGAGAUCCGUGCCACCCGAACCCUUGCCAAAAUGAUGGCGUCUGUGUGAACGAGAAGGGCGUGGUGAGCUGCAGGUGCGUCGCUGGACACACCCUCUUCUACUCAGGGGAGCGCUGCCAGUCCAUGCAGGUGCACGGCAGCGUCCUGGGCAUGGUGAUCGGAGGCACAGCUGGCAUCGUGGUCCUGACCCUCUCCAUCCUCUCCAUCCUCUCCCAAAGGCCAAAGCAGUGA
Molecule: messenger RNA, 2100 nt
Organism: Echinops telfairi (small Madagascar hedgehog)
Lineage: Eukaryota; Metazoa; Chordata; Mammalia; Afrosoricida; Tenrecidae
Gene: MEP1A
Product: meprin A subunit alpha
Exons: 14
Coding region: 1-2100 (699 amino acids)
Biological process (GO): proteolysis
Cellular component (GO): membrane
Molecular function (GO): metalloendopeptidase activity; protein binding; zinc ion binding
Source: RefSeq, a predicted model, not a curated record